Sinocyclocheilus grahami is the source of this 1518-nucleotide messenger RNA. It is a transcript of the gene napab, whose product is annotated as N-ethylmaleimide-sensitive factor attachment protein, alpha b. The transcript has 10 exons. Gene Ontology annotation, molecular function: soluble NSF attachment protein activity; syntaxin binding. The record is from RefSeq and is a predicted model, not a curated record. NCBI's taxonomy places the organism in Eukaryota, Metazoa, Chordata, Actinopteri, Cypriniformes, Cyprinidae. The coding region runs from base 11 to 787 and encodes 258 amino acids. Gene Ontology annotation, cellular component: vacuolar membrane; terminal bouton; synaptobrevin 2-SNAP-25-syntaxin-1a complex. Gene Ontology annotation, biological process: regulation of synaptic vesicle priming; intracellular protein transport; SNARE complex disassembly.
CUCUUCAAAGAUGGAGGAUGCUUGUGACUUGUAUGGAAGGGCAGCAAACAUGUUCAAGAUGGCCAAGAACUGGAGUGCUUCAGGAAACGCUUUCUCCCAGGCGGCUCUCCUAUACCUGCAGAUGCAGAGUAAACAUGACGCAGCCACAAACUUCGUUGAUGCUGGCAAUGCCUUUAAAAAAUCAGACCCUCAAGAGGCCAUAAACUGCUUGAACAGGGCCAUUGAGAUCUAUACAGACAUGGGUCGAUUUACAAUCGCAGCGAAACACCAUGUCACCAUUGCUGAAAUUUAUGAGACCGAACUGGUUGACAUUGACAAGGCCAUAGCUCACUAUGAACAGGCAGCAGACUAUUAUAAAGGCGAGGAGUCCACAAGCUCAGCCAACAAAUGCCUGCUCAAAGUUGCCACCUAUGCAGCUCAACUGGAGCAAUACCCUAAAGCCAUUGAGAUCUAUGAACAGGUUGCAACACAUGCAAUGGACAGUACUCUGUUGAAAUACAGUGCAAAGGACUAUUUCUUUAAGGCAGCUCUCUGCCACUUCUGUGUGGACAUGCUGAAUGCUAAGCUUGCCGUCCAGAAGUAUGAGGAAAUGUUUCCAGCCUUUUCAGAUUCACGUGAAUGCAAAUUGGUGAAGAAACUUUUAGAUGCCUUUGAGGAACAGAACUUGGAUGCAUAUACUGAUGCUGUAAAGGAGUAUGACACCAUCUCACGACUGGAUCAGUGGCUCACCACCAUGCUGCUUCGUAUCAAGAAAUCCUUACAAGAUGAUGAAAGUGACCUCCGCUAAAAUCCUCUUCCUCCCCUCUGCCCCUUUGCCACUUGCUCUGCCUUGUGCCUUUAACACCAUGACUGCAGUAUGAUGGUCGACUAUCACCAUCUCGCUCUCUUUUACCACCAACUCAACUCUCAGUGCCUUAACGUCCUUGCUUUACCUCUCUCUCUCUCUAUGACACCACCACACCUCAGAGAACACUAAAGAAAGGAAGGCUGGUUGUUUAAAUGGGAUUUGAGAGAGUGUCGCUUGAGAGCUGAAACCAGCUACAGUAAUAUUAUGGGGUGCUGUGCACACCAAGCUUCAGAAAUGCCUUGUGCUCGGGCUGACAGGGCACCCAUAUUACUGAGCUCAAAAAGCCUUUGUUCAUUCUGUUCAGUUCUUUAGUAGUGGCAUAUGUAUUUUUAUUCUUAUUGGAUAUACCAUACCUUGUAUCUCUGCCUAUUUUUUGCUUGCUGAUUCCUGUGUAGACUAAUCUUGAAAAAAAAUUUUUUUUACAUCUGGAGAAGAAAAAGAGUAAAAGAAGGACUGAUUCAACCUAUACAGUGUGAUUUUUAUUGACUCCCCAAAAAGGGAGAAACAAGGGCUGGCCUGUUGUCAUCUUUCUUGCAAUAGGUUAAACUUGUUUUUAAUUUAUUGGUAAUUAUAUAUUACAGUUAGUCUUGCUAUGAAAUCAUUGUUCUCUUAAUAAAGCUAACAAAACUGAAGUUAGGCUUUUUCGAAAUAAACAACAAAAGUUUAUUUCU